AGUCCUCCGUUCCGUUCCAGAUAAAUCCGGUUCGGUUCUUUUUCUCCGUGGGGCUCGACCGCUUCCAUCACGCUCUCGGAAGGAUGGCGUUCGUCGACGCCGACAAGCUCAGUUACGAGAUCUUCUCCGUCCUCGAGAGCAAGUUCCUCUUCGGCCUCGACGACCCCAACAAGCUCUUCUUCCCCACUUCCUCCUACUCCUCAGCUGGCGCCUCCCCCCGGACCGCCGCAGGUGCCCGAGGAAGGAUCCGGAUCCUGUCCAUCGACGGCGGCGGCAGCCCCUCCGAUGCCCUCCUCGCCGCGGUCGCCCUCGCCCGGCUCGAGUCCUCCCUCCGUCACCGUUCCGGCGACCCAUCCGCCCGCGUUGCCUACAUGUUCGACGUCGCGGCCGGCUCCGGCGCCGGCGGCGUCCUCGUCGCGAUGCUCUUUACCAGGGACCACGACGGUCGGCCCUUGUUCUCCGCAACCGACGCCCUGCACCUCCUCGUCUCCGAGAGCCGCCGCCGCGGGCGCGGCUUCUCCUCCGGGAGGGGCCUAUUCCGUGGGAUGUUCCGUCGACCCGGGAGUUUCUUCCGUCGGAUCUUCGGCGACGCGACGCUGAGGGACACCGUCAAGCCGGUGCUCAUCCCGUGCUACGACUUCGCCACGGGGGCGCCGUUCCUCUUCUCGCGGGCUGACGCGGUAGAGGCAGACGGGUACGACUUCCGGAUGUGGGAAGUGUGCGCGGCCACGUGCGCCGACGCAUCCACCGCGGCGGUCGAUCUGCGGUCGGUGGACGGGCGGACGCGCGUCACCGCGGUGGGCGCCGGGGUGGCGAUGGCCAACCCUGUGGCCGCGGCCAUCACGCACGUCCUCCACAACAAGCCGGAGUUCCCGUUCGCGGCCGGGGUGGAAGACCUCAUGGUGGUGUCUCUCGGCGCUUCCGCCCCCGCGCCAGCCGCACCGGGUGACGCUGAGCUCGUCAGGAUCGCUGGCGAGGGCUUCGCCGACAUGGUGGAUCAAGCGGUGGCGACGGCAUUCGGACACCGUAGAGCAAGCAAUUACCUGCGCAUACAGGACACCGCAUUCAUGUCGGGAAAUUGCACGUCAAAGACGACGAGCUCGAAGAGCUCGGUGGAGGCAACAGAACGCGUUCUGUCACAGCGACACGUGGAGUCGCUGCUCUUCAGAGGGCGAGGAAAGAUCUCGGAGCGGACCAACGGCGACGAGCUCGAUCGAUUCGCGGAGGAGCUCGUAAAGGAGGAGUGGAGGAAGAAGGGCCUGAUCCCGACGGUGGUGCUAAAGCAAGUGAUGACGCCGCGAACGUCGUCGACGACGACCGCGACUACGGUCACCGUUACCAUGACUAUUUCUACGAGCACGACAUCGACAUGAUGGAGACGGUGGAGUCGAGAUAGCUGCUUGUGCAUAGACUGUUGUGGGCUCUAAAAUGUGUGUUUUCCUUAGCGGAGGGUAUGACAUGGGAAAUCAAUUCAAGCUUGGAAAUUGUUGGCUAAAUUAUUAAUGCGGUAGAAAUGUGAAUUUGGAUCUCUCAUAUUAAUUGUGCUUGGAAUUCAAGAUGGACACUAUUUUACCUUCGAACUUAUGAUUCCCAAUUAUAUGUGAUCAUCUAAAUGAUUUUUGGAACAUAAUGGCUUUCUUUGGAAAAAAUCAACAUAUGAUAGCAUUAAGAAGCAAUCUAAAACCCAAGUAUAAUCGAGCGUUGGAGUCAAAAUAGCACUCGUUUGACCAAUGUGAUGUAGUUGCAUUAUUGAAGGGUUUAACCUCUGAACUACAAUGAGGCUGACUUCUCACUCGAGUUGAUGAUGAACACAUCACUGAGAGUGAAGUGACAAGACUGGUGCAACUCUAGGUUUGGCAAGACGAGCCACGGCCCACUGCAUGAGCGCCAAGGAGUUGCUGGCAUCUGGAAAGUAGUAGUAACCUUAUGCUAAAAUAAAGAUUCAGUCAGACAAUGCUAUUACUGUGGGUUAACCUCUUAAAAGAGGUGAAGACAGUGCUAUUACUCCCAUUGUUAACACAGCUCAUGAUAUGUAAUAAAGAAUGAUGCACAUAUAACAAUGGGAGUUUGCUCAAGAACAUUCUUGGUAAUUACUUUCUUAACUAUAUAUAUAUAAUGAUGUGCAGAUGACAAUGGGAGGUUGCUGAAGAACUUUCUUGGUAACUUACCUUGAGUCAACUCUGGUCUCUAAGAUUCCACAGCUGAUACCCACAAGAGUAAGACAAAUCUAUUUGUGUGAUCCAAUGCACAAGAAAGGAUCUGUACCUCUACUUGUUGGUUUUGUUUCUUCCUAUGCUGUGGUAGCAUCUCUGGGGAUUUGCACUAUUGUCCUUAGAUGUGUAGUUUAACAGCUUAAGAUUUAGUGCCAAAGGCAGGGAUAGGGAUGAAUGCAACCCUUGUCAGUCCCUUCCAUAGUGGCUAAUCAGAACACUAGUCAUUGUUAGAUUUUUGAUGUUUUUUACAUAAUAAGUGUCAUAUUUUAGCAGUGUCUUGUACAAUUGUCUUCUUUGUCUUCAUAUACAGACACAUUUAUUUAUGACAAAAAAAAUACUUUUAGUCUGUCCCUAGUCAAUCUGGUGUCAAGAUAGGGGUUAGAAGUUCAAGUCCUACCGUAAGAAUCUAGCAUGCAUAUUAUAUAAUGUUUGAACGGAAGGAAUAAAUAAAAAAAAAAUUAUCAAGUUCAUUUCUAAUUUUCUUUAAGAACUUGUACAUGGCAAUGAGAAUUCAUAAUACCCCAACUAUUUGGAGGUCAAAAGCUUUAUACAAAACAAUACACCACUGAUUUCUGCUUUAAAAAAUAAGAGCAUCAAUGCAUCAUCCAAGAGUACAAUAACGACAACAAAAAUCAUAAAGAUCCAUGUUCCAUUGAUUAACAGUAACCUAACACAACCCUUCAUUUUUAUAUUUUUCAAUACGAUCUUGGGAAUUAAAUCAACAAGAAUAAACAAGCCAACAAAAAUGCAUCAUCCAACAGUAUGCAGAUUAAAUCAACAAAAAUCAAUGUGCAAACAUAAUACCUAGUCCAUGCUAAAUAUUUGAGCAUGUAACCCAUUCCGGGUGAUUAGUAGAAUGUUGUACACUCGUUCAGUCUCAUAAGAGCAAGUCAAAUCUUGAAUGAGCUUUACCUUUUGGCACACACUCAUUUCCCAUAAGAUAUUUUACCUGAAAGGAGGAAAUCUGCUAAGAGAAUCAGAUGCUUGUCUUUUACAUCUUUGGAUUCUACUAAUUAUCGUCAAAUGUUGAUUGUUGUGAAUUUCUGUCUUAAAUGAGGCCUGAUUGUUUUUGGAGUAUAGUCAUGUUACUUUUUUGGAUAUAUAUUGGCAGUAAAUAUCUUAGGUGGUUUUCUGAGAAAUUGGUGUCUAUUACUUUCUGUACAUUCAGAAAGUGUUCCUGGUAUCAUGUGUAUCUUUAUCUAUGAGCACCAGUACUUUAUCAAUAUGAAUUACCUGAGAGACUCUUUUGAAUAACUUAGUCUAUAACUUGUCAUGACAAUCUUUGAUUGUUAAAAAUUCAAAUGGCUUAAAAAUGAGAAACAGAAUAAUUGUAAGUUUCACUUGGAUGUUGUUGUUGCAUUAUUGGUGGUCACAUGGGUUGUUUAAGUCGCCAGUGGAAUUGAAUUACUGAUAGAGAAUCCUUGUGCUUAGUCGGUGAACUAAGUCAUUUUGAACAUCACCUAGGUAACCAAUAACGAAAUGGAUGCUUAUCAAAUAUGGAGAUUCAAGGAUAUUUCUUAUUUUAUUUGUAUGGUAAUUUUUUUUUCCUUUUUCUUUUUUGAAGUAUUGAGAUGGUUAGGCGGAAAACUCAGAUUUUUGUCUUUCAAUUUGAAUAUUUGCCUCUCAUUUAAGAUAUGUAGGUUAUUUGCGGGUUCUUGAAGUCAAGCGUGUGGUUACUUAUACCACUUAUUACCCACCUUUAACAUGUGCAUGUUAACCAAACUGCGUAGCUAUUGCUGAGUUGGGACACCAUGGACAUGUUAACCAAACUACACAGGUAAUGCUUGGUUGGGACAUCAUUGUUAUUAUUGACUACUGAGAACGGUCAUUAAUGUAGUUUCAACAAGUUUCAACUUGCUUAACUGGAAGAAGAAGCUUGCCAAAUGGUCAUUAAUGUUAGUGUUAACAAGUUUCAACUUGCUUAACUGGAAGAAGAAGCUUGCCAAAUCUAGACGAUUGUCCACGACUUCCUAGGAAAUGCAGACUCUGUGCAUUGUUCUAGCAUUAGAAUGGAACUCUUUCUGGUUUGAAUUUUGUCCGGCUAAUGUGGUCCCAAGCUAAGAGGAUUUCAAUCUGUAACGGGGAAAAUUGAAGUCAUGUAAAUUUUCUUCUCUGGAUAGGGCUCAAUUAUAUCUGCUUCUGUUGUUAGUCAGACAGGAACCUUUGGCCCUUUUCCUGUCUGAUCAAUUCCGAAGAGUUUCUUUGAUGUGAUGAAAUAUAUUCCGAUCUUUUAAGUCCAUAUAUAUGUACCUGUGAUAUGUUUUCCCUGGCUGCAAUACAACCUACACAAUCUUCUCUGGAACAAACAUUUUUUCUCUAGAGGAAUUGUUAUUCCCUCCGACCUGGCCUUAUUACAUAU
Messenger RNA from Musa acuminata AAA Group (dessert banana), 4572 nucleotides. Its product is annotated as patatin-like protein 3. NCBI's taxonomy places the organism in Eukaryota, Viridiplantae, Streptophyta, Magnoliopsida, Zingiberales, Musaceae. The record is from RefSeq and is a predicted model, not a curated record. Gene Ontology annotation, biological process: lipid metabolic process. The coding region runs from base 84 to 1373 and encodes 429 amino acids. The transcript has 3 exons.